AUGUCGAACAGUGUCUCUGCGGAUGGAGGGGCUGGAGCCACGGCUCGUCCAGGCCAUGCUCGAGGAAGCUCACUCUCGGAUGGUAUCAACAACAUCACUUCUCCAUCUGGCCCCAGAGGUCCGGAAGACCCAGCAGUGGCGGGCAUUGCUGAUGCUUUGAGUGCCAGUGGCAAUCCCUCCCAAGAUGCAGCGGUGACGCCUGCCGCGAAGGGAAAGGCAAAGAGCCAGUCGAAGAAGAAGGGAAAGAUGGUCAUCGACGAUGGAGUGGACCGGAGCAGUAAGGGUGAGUUGGCAGCGGUCAGAAGAGGGCAUGUAUGCGGCAGGUUGACAAGUAUGGCUUUGAUUGGACGCUCACAGGCUUGCUGAGAGAUCUGAUCACCUUCAGGUGGAUGACAGUGCCAGGUGAGUCUUGGCUUUCUGAAUCUAAGCUAGAAGCACCGCUCUGAUACCUUGUGUCUCCAUCCCGCAUCUCUGCACAGCAUCAUCCUUCAAGAUUGCAUUCACGUUGGCCGCCGUCUACCUCACCCUAGAAUUUGUGCCCGGGUUUUCCGGCACCAACAACCCCUUGGCCCCACUCGUUCGCAUCUCUCACCGUGUUCCUCUCACCUCGGUCCUAGCAGCCGAGCCAUCACUGAUCGGCGAGGCUUUGACCGCUCCAAUUCACUCGGGCGUCUCGCCUACUGAAGCACCUUCGACAAUCCGAUACCAAAAAGGUUACCAGGACCUCGCGUUUGUCGCUUACUACAUUGUUGUGUUCAGCUUCAUUAGACAAGCUUCUACCCAGUACCUCUUUCGACCCUUUGCGCUAUGGUGGGGCAUCAGGAACGAGAGAAAAUUGGAGCGAUUCGUGGAACAGGGAUACGCUAUGCUUUACUGGGGAACUGCCGGCGCGUUGGGACUUGUGAGUUGCACCUGAUGCUCGAGCGAGAAGCAGGCCGGUCCUCCGCUCAGUUGUACCCCUUCUAGCCGUGCUGACCUGACUUGCAUUGGCGCAUGCAGUACGUCAUGUCCUUCCAAGAAUCUUGGUGGUAUAGUAAGUAGUCAUGCUAAGCUCUUAUCCCUCGCCUCCAGCUGAUCUGAAGCUGCAUCUGCUCUCGAAAGACCUCGAGCACCUUUGGCUCAGUAAGUCAUUACGCACUUGGAGUCGUAGCUUGACUUAGGAUAGACCUCAUGUCUGAUUGACAUGCUGCGUCUGCACCGCAAAGAGUACCCCCACUGGCAAAUGAGACCUGAGCUCAAAGCGUACUACCUAUUGCAGUUGAGCUACUGGUUGCAGCAAGCUCUCGUCAUGAUUCUUCGCCUCGAAGCCCCACGCAAAGACUACUACGAGCUUAUCGUGCACGUAAGUGGAUGUGCCUGCCGGCACAGCGAGGCCGUCGCUGACUCUCGAGCGCAUUUUACUCUCUUGCAGCACCUGGUCACGCUUUGGUUGAUCUUUUGGAGCUACUUGAUAAACCUUACUAUGAUCGGGACCGUGAGUGCAGCCUUCGGGCCGUGGAGAAGCAGUGCGAUCAGUGUCGAGACAUGUUGACGCUGUGCAAGACUUUAUAUCUUUUCAACCUAGACUGUUUUCGUUGUGAGUUUUGUUGAGACAGUAGCGUCAAAGCCUCUGAACGCGGACUGGAUUUCCUCACCACGCACCAUUUCGCUGUCAUAGGCUAUGGACGUCCCAGACACCUUCCUGGCAUUGUCCAAAGCGCUCAGUUACAUGGGCAUUGAAGCAAUCACUAUGCCCGUAUUUGCCAUCUUCAUGGGUGAGUCCUUGCUCUUGCAUUGUGGAGCGACCGUUCGUCCUGCGCAAUGUGGCUACUGACGAUAUCGCGCUGCUUAUGCGCCAACACCUACGCACAGUGGUCUGGACGUGAGUAUGACACACACAAAAGUGGCCUAGUUUAUGCCCAUCCCUCCAUCCUCACUCGACGACUGCGACGCUUCCUAAUCCUCCAGCUACUUCCGUAUCUAUGAGUCGGCGCGUACGCUCUGGAGCGUUUGGUUCCAAUUCGACCUCAUACCAGAACACACAAAGGAGUGGAACCCGCCUCAAGGAUGGUGGAUGGUUUGUGAGUUCUUCAGGCUGGGGCUCUGCGACAACACCGCUCCGCAGCCUCUCGAAGACCUUGGCUAACAGCGUCAAACUUCGCCUCGUCAACUAUUAGGGUGGAUGAAGUACCAGGUGAGCAAGGAUCAAGGAGUAAUUCGUGGUCACGUCUUCGCUGAUGAUGGUCAUUCUGUACUUGCUGCUUUGCGCUCUGAUAGGUCUUCGCGCCCCUCUUCAUUCUCCUCUGUCUAAACCUCUUCUGGUAUUUCCUGAUGUGGAGGAUCAUGAUCCGGUACGUCUCUUUCUCGAUCCGCUCGUGUCAGAAAGUGACUUGCUUGUGCUCACACGGCCAUCUGUCCCCUGUAGCGCGCUUGCUGGCGGACCUGCGGAGGAUGAACGAGAAGAGGGAGAAUACGAAGAGGAGGAAGCAGAGAAGGAGAAGGCAAAAUCCAAGUAG
Molecule: messenger RNA, 2495 nt
Organism: Ceraceosorus bombacis
Lineage: Eukaryota; Fungi; Basidiomycota; Exobasidiomycetes; Ceraceosorales; Ceraceosoraceae
Source: the annotation of a GenBank genome assembly